GCUGCUAUAUUUUGAUCGAAAUGAGUAGUCAGGCGGUGUACUUCCUCUCAUCAACAAGUUUCCUGCGUCUAACAGUUGUGCCAGAUUAACUGCCAUCAACACACAAGGGAAGUUGCACAUGCUUCUUGAGGUGGAAAAACAACCAUGAAUGACUCACAGGUCAACGCCAAAAUGGACAAUGCCACCUUGGCCAUGUUUGACAACAAACUGGCCGGUGAAAUUGUGUCAGCCAUCUAUGUCAUCGUGACCCUUGCCAACCUGAGUGGUAACGGAAUCUCUCUGUUUCUGUUACUGAUGCGCACCUCUCCGAAAACCCCCUCCAUCAUCUUUAUGAUCAACCUCACCCUUACUGACCUGAUACUGGGCACUGUGCUCCCCUUUCAGAUCGCGUACCAAAUGCAGGGCUACAACUGGACUUUGGGUACAAGCAUGUGCAAUGUACUGACAGUGGUUUUCUAUGCCAACAUGUACAGCUCCAUUUUAUUCAUGACUGCUAUUAGCGCCGACCGCUACCUGGGGAUUGUGAAACCGAUGCUCUUCAGAGAGAUGAGGAAGAGAAAAACAUAUGCAAUUGGUGCUUGUAUAUUCAUAUGGCUGCUAGUCCUUGUGAUUCUGAAUCCGCUGGAACGCAAAGAUCUGACAUAUGAAGUAAAGGAGCGCAAUAUCGUCACAUGUUUUGAUGUGUUGAGAAAGGACAUGCUCCCAGGCAUUGCUCACUGGGCGGGCUUCCUUUUUGGCUUGUUCAUCAUCCUCUUCCUCUGUCCGUUCAUCAUAACAGUGUAUUGCUACAUUAACAUCAUCUACGUCCUAGUCAGAAAGACCAACAGUCAUCAGAAAGGCCGUGCUGUGCGGUUAGCGUGCAUCGUUCUGUUCGUGUACAUUUUUUGUUUUGCUCCCAAUAACAUAUUACUCUUGGCCCACUCAAUCGCAAGGCUGUACUACGACAAGUCUCUCUAUAUCUACUAUAAACUCUCCCUGUCUCUUAGCUGCAUUAAUAGUUGCCUAGAUCCAUUUAUUUAUUAUUUUGCAUCGAAAGAGUUUCGUCGGAAGCUGAGGCAAAUGCUGAGGUUGCAAACCCUCAGUACGGGAGAGACGCAAAUGAUUGAGGGUCGAAGAGAAAGCUUAUUCUCUGGCCGUACAACGAACAAUGCAACUGAAGACUGUGACAACUUUUAACAUUUCUUUUGGAAAUGUUAAAAGUCAGGAAAAUGUCAUGAUUCAGAUUUGCAGCGGUCACAUGAGCACUGUUAAAUGAGUCAGAGCACAAGCUCUAACCGCUAGACCACAGCUCUGAUACAAUUCCUAGUGUUUAUAAAAAAUAUAUUCGUUAAUGCUAACUCAUAGUAAGGGUCACUUCCUAUAUAUUGGUUUGUUGUUAUUGUUUUGUAGCAUUUAGCUUUGGUUCUGCUUUGAUUUCCUGGAAAAGCACGCUGCUCACAUGCAUUCAGGCAACGUGAUGUUGUGUACCUUUUUUUUUUUUUUUUUUUUGGUAUCAGACUAACCAAGUUCCUACUCACUGAAACUUUGACAUAUUUCUUUUGAACACUGAUGUGUGGUUACACUUAGCAGCGACUUCAAUAUUUUUUGAUUUGACUUAAUGUGGCAGCUAUUUUAGAUGUAUUGCUAACCCAUAAAUUGUUUUUAUACUGUAAAAUAUGCAGUUAAUGUUCAGUUAUUUUCUAUGAACCAAAGUGUUUUAAUAUUUAUUUUACUUAAGCUGUGUAUAAUGUGCCUGUAUUAUUACAUUCUAAUUCAUUGUUAUAUGUUUGUAAUUUGUUUUCAUCGCUGGGCAUUAUUCUUCUGUGGUAACAAUGUAUACAAAGUCAUACAAGGCAUUUAUUUUCUCAUGUUAUAAUUAAUAAAUACAUCUGAACAAAC
This is a messenger RNA of Carassius gibelio (silver crucian carp), 1878 nucleotides long. It is a transcript of the gene p2ry8, whose product is annotated as P2Y receptor family member 8. Gene Ontology annotation, biological process: phospholipase C-activating G protein-coupled receptor signaling pathway; positive regulation of Rho protein signal transduction. Lineage: Eukaryota; Metazoa; Chordata; Actinopteri; Cypriniformes; Cyprinidae. Gene Ontology annotation, molecular function: G protein-coupled receptor activity. Gene Ontology annotation, cellular component: membrane. The transcript is spliced from 2 exons. Bases 145 to 1176 code for a protein of 343 amino acids. The record is from RefSeq and is a predicted model, not a curated record.